AUGUCUCAACGUCUACAACUGAAAAUUUCUGGUGAGGGUAGUUCUAGCCUCUAUAAGUUAUACGAGGUGCGAACGGUCGGCUGUCUGGUGUUACCUACGCAAUCGAUGAAGUACAACGAACUCUGCGAUCGAUAUCCUCAUUUGCGUGGACUUCCACUGAAAGAUUACGAGCUAAUCCAACCGAAGCUGUUGAUUGGAUUGGACAACCUUCACCUCGCUGUUCCCCUAAAGGUGCGAGAAGGUGGUACUAAGGAUCCGAUAGCUGCGAAGUGUCGACUUGGUUGGAGUGUGUACGGAUACUUGAUGGGUCCAUCAACAUCACGCGCUGUGGUUCACUUCCAUGUUGCCGCACCUGUCGAUAGCGAUCGGCAACUGAACGACCAACUUCGCGACUACUUUGCUCUGGAGGACGCCGGUGUCACCGAACGGAAAGAAGUACUGGAGUCAGAUGAAGAAAGACGGGCAAGGACAAUACUGCAACUAACGACAAGGCGUACGCACCGUGGAUUCGAGACCGGGCUACUUUGGCGAGAUGAUGACCCGGUAUUCCCGGACAGUUACCCAAUGGCAUUUCGUCGUUUGAAGGCGCUAGAAAGAAAACUGGCAAAGGACACACUGUUACAAGAGCGGGUGUGUGAACAAAUCUCUGAAUAUCUGCGGAAAGGGUACGCUCACAAAGCAACCGAAUUGGAGUUGAACAACAUAGAUCGGAAACGAAUGUGGUUUUUGCCAUUGGGAGUUGUCGUUCAUCCCAGGAAACCGAAUAAGAUACGACUGGUGUGGGAUGCAGCAGCUAUGGUGGAAGAGGAAUACAACGAAGAAUAUCCCCGAGCAGUCACCGCGAUCGUUGAAAACCAUUAUGUCGAUGACUAUUUGGACAGUUUUAUGACCACCGAAGAAGCUGCAACUGUAGCACAGAAGGUGACAUUGGUUCACUCGCUGGGAGGAUUUGAAAUAUGCCGUUUUCGCUCCAACUCCACAGACUUCCUCCACAAAAUAGGUGAACCGACUGCUGACGAACCGAAAAACUUGAUGCUGGAAAGCGGUGCCACUAGAGAGUCCGUACUUGGGAUGUCUUGGGACCCCAUAAACGAUUGCUUUUCCUAUUCGUUCAAUUUGCGGGACGAUAUACGUUCAGUAAUAGAUGAAGCACACAUUCCUACAAAAAGGGAAGUCCUGAAAGUCGUAAUGAGCCUUUUCGACCCACUAGGACUCGUUUCUCACUUUCUCGUCCAUGGAAAAGCAAUUAUUCAGGGAACUUGGGCUGCUGGAACUGGAUGGGACGAGCCUAUCAAUGCAGACCUCAAUCGAAAAUGGCGCCAAUGGGUAACACUCUUCCCGAAGCUCAACGAACUGAACAUUCCCCGGUGCUACUUCGUGCCAUUUCCGCCCAACAUCGACGAUCUACAAGUUCACACUUUCGUUGAUGCUAGCGAUAUAGCUUAUUCUUGCGCGGUAUAUUUUCGGCUAGUGCAUGAAGGUCACGUUCAAACAGCACUUGUGGGAGCUAAAAGUAAGGUUGCCCCUUUGAAAACAUUGUCCACUCCUCGGCUAGAGUUGAAGGCUGCAGUUCUGGGAGUAAGAUUUGCCGCAGCGAUUCUCGAAUACCAUUCGCUUCCGGUAUCCAAACGAUUCUUCUGGAGCGACUCCACUACUGUGCUUGCAUGGAUCCGGUCCGAUCAUCGGAGGUUCCACAAGUUUGUAUCAGUUCGGAUAGGCGAAAUCCUUACUUUGAGCGAGCCACAGGAAUGGAAAUGGGUUCAAUCCAAACUAAACGUUUCCGACGAUGCAACGAAGUGGAAAAACGGACCUAAUCUAGAUUCGAAUUGGUGCUGGUUCAAGGGUCCUGAAUUUCUACGCCUGGACGAAAUGGCAUGGCCAAUGCAACGAUCCACAACCACAACCCUUGAGGAACUUCGACGUGUCCAAGCUCACUGGAACAAUGAACCGGCGGUGGAUUACUCCAGAUUCAGCAGCUGGACAAGACUUCAACGUACGAUGGCGUACGUCAUACGCUUCAUAGAUAGAUUGCGUCGACGAAAUGUCGCGCGGAACUUCAAACGAGAAAUACUCACUCGAGAAGAACUAUCAAAAGCGGAAAUUCUGCUGUGGAAAGUAGUACAACAGGAAACCUUCGCAGUGGAACGAUCGGUAUUGGCAAAGACACGGGGGGAUCCAGAUGCAAAACACUCUGCUGUUUCAAAAUCGAGCUCACUUUACAAAGUUUGGCCGUAUAUGGAUCGUCAAGGAGUCCUGCGAAUGCGAGGCCGCAUAGGUGCGGCGAGUUAUUUGCCGUUUCAAGCAAGAUACCCAGUAAUACUCCCCAAGAAACAUCCAGUAACUACUUUGAUCGUAGGGCGGUUUCAUCAUCUUUAUCGUCACGCAAAUCGAGAGACGGUCGUUAAUGAGUUGCGACAGUAUUUUGAAAUAGCAAACCUGAGAUCACUUGUGCUAAGGGUGGCCAAAGACUGCGCAUGGUGUCGCAUCAACAAGGCUUUUCCAAAACCACCGGUAAUGGCACCUCUUCCCAAGGAAAGAUUGGAUCCAUUUGUAAGACCCUUUACAUACGUUGGCUUGGACUACUUUGGACCCGUUUUUGUCAAGGUGGGCAGGAGUCAGGCAAAACGGUGGAUCGCUCUCUUCACAUGCUUAUCAAUCCGAGCCGUGCAUAUGGAGGUCGUGCACAGUUUAUCAACCGAAUCGUGUGUCAUGGCAAUCCGAAGAUUCGUAUCACGCCGUAGUUCGCCUGCUGUGUUCUACUCUGAUAAUGGUACUUGCUUCCAAAGUGCCAACAAGCAACUGUUGGAGGAAAUUGCUGCUGGAAACGAAGAGCUUGCAUCUACUUUCACGAACGCUACAACCGAAUGGAAGUUUAUUCCGCCCGCUACUCCGCACAUGGGAGGUGUGUGGGAGCGCUUAGUGAGAUCGGUAAAAACAGCAGUUGGCUCGGCACUGGAACAUCCCCGCAAGCCCAAUGAUGAAACGCUAGAGACUAUAAUCUAUGAAGCCGAAGCAUUAGUGAACUCCAGACCGCUCACAUAUAUCCCUCUGGAAUCAGCAGACCAAGAGUCACUUACGCCCAACCAUUUCCUUUUGGGUAGUUCUACAGGAAACAAAAUCGGACCAAAAGAUGUACCUGAAUACGCUACUAUCCGUAGCAGCUGGAAGAUGGCCCAACAUAUCGUUGGGGAAUUUUGGAAAAGGUGGAUAAAGGAGUAUUUGCCAGUAAUAACACGCCGAAGCAAGUGGUUCGAGGAAACCAAGGACAUAGUUGAAGGAGACCUGGUUCUUAUUGUGAAUGGAUCUGGACGAGCUCAAUGGACUAGAGGACGAGUGGACAAAGUACUUGUAGGCAGCGAUGGAAGAGUUCGUCAAGCGAUAGUACGAACGGCGAAUGGAACUCUGCGGCGGCCUGUAACGAAGUUAGCGGUGUUAGACGUCGAGAAAGAGCGUGAACCUACGAGACUUCAGGAACAUCCAGGACAUCACCUAGGUUCACGGGCGGGGGUAUGUGCCGACAACACCCCUCGGUGCAGCGACGCCGCCUGCAAAGAAGCAGACACUUUUCAGCAGGCCGCACUGGACCAACACGUCAAACGUGACAGCAGGCUAGAUAAAGUGUCAAAGGACCAAUACUAG
Messenger RNA from Aedes albopictus (Asian tiger mosquito), 3639 nucleotides. RefSeq lists its product as uncharacterized. The record is from RefSeq and is a predicted model, not a curated record. Lineage: Eukaryota; Metazoa; Arthropoda; Insecta; Diptera; Culicidae. The transcript is spliced from 2 exons. The coding region runs from base 1 to 3639 and encodes 1212 amino acids. Gene Ontology annotation, molecular function: nucleic acid binding. Gene Ontology annotation, biological process: DNA integration.